This is a messenger RNA of Mercurialis annua (annual mercury), 923 nucleotides long. RefSeq names its product transcription repressor OFP17. Gene Ontology annotation, biological process: negative regulation of DNA-templated transcription. Bases 1 to 558 code for a protein of 185 amino acids. The record is from RefSeq and is a predicted model, not a curated record. The transcript has a single exon. NCBI's taxonomy places the organism in Eukaryota, Viridiplantae, Streptophyta, Magnoliopsida, Malpighiales, Euphorbiaceae.
AUGAAAAUGAAAGCAUUAGUUGCCUUCAAAUCCAAGCUUCUAACCCCAUGCAGAAAACUACUAACCUUCAGAUUCAAACUCAGAAAACCUCUCUUUAUAAGAUCUCUUGCAUCGCGUACUCACCGUAGUAAGACGAGAAAAACUUCUACCAAGAAUCGUAUUCUUACUGCCCUGCAUUCAGUUUUCCAUAAGAAAUCGAGGAAGAUGGACGUACUUGGGGAGCUUAAGAGUGUUCCUGAAGUAGAGCGCGAGAAAAGGAUCUACACGUCACCUCUAACACCAGCAUACAUUACAGCCAGUAGAACCGCCAUGAGAGAGAGCUUUGGCGGCGACCAGGAUGUGGAAGAUGCGUGCAGAAGCUUUGAGAACUAUUUGGUGGAUAUGAUUGUUGAAGAAGGAAAAGUGAGGGAUCUGAUAGAUGUUGAGGAGCUUCUGUAUUGCUGGAAGAAUCUGAAGUGCCCAGUCUUUGUCGAUGUGGUGUGUAGAUUCUACGGGGAGCUAUGCAAGGACCUGUUUUCUCCGGAGGAUGACAAUGACAUUGAUUAUAGCGCCAAAUGAUUCUACUGCUAGUGUUUGUACCAGAGGUUCACAGUUUCGACAAAGUAUAGAUACCAACAAGAAAUAAGCUUAUUAGAUUAACUAAAUUGUAUUACAAAUAUAUAUCUAGUUUCUCUGCAUAUCCUGAUAUCCUGAAUGAAUCAGCAGCAGGAGAACUGUACUAACCUUCCUCCGGUGACUUACUUUUUCAGCAUUUCGCAGGAGAAAGAAGAUUUGGGUCAAAUUUCUAAGGAAGCGGAGCUCCCCCUUACUCCCCAUUCAACAGCACACUCAAUAAUACUUGUACUGGCAAGACCGGAAUCUCGGUUCCACAAAUUAAGAGUGGAAAACGAGCAUGGAGGGAAAAUGAAACCUUAAAUUCAAUA